UAAAAAGGGGAAAAACCUUUUUCUUCCCUGAAAGAAAAGGAGACUCGGUUCUUAUUCUUUCUCUUUCCUGAAAAUCGAACCAGUUUCGAAAAACCUUGAAUAUCAGUUCCCAUUGUUGGACCAUUGCCAACGAAUCUCCUUCCCAUUGCCGGCGGUCAGCACUCCCUUCUUCUUAUUCGCUUUUUUCUUUCUUCUUCUUCUUCUUCUUCUUCUUCUUCUUCUUCUUCUUCUUCUUCUUCUUCUUCUUUCCAUUUGUUUCCCGCUGCCAUCGGUCUUCUUGGUCUCCAGUCUCCAUCCUUGGGCGAAGGUGGUUAUGCGUUCGAGUCUGAUCUCCCAUCCCUUCUAAAUCCCUCGCUUCCUUUAGUUCUUGACGGGGCAUGCAGACACAAAAGCUCAAAAAUUUCUCAUUUUAGAUAAUUGCUUGAGGACGAUGGAGAGGGACGCUGACAUGGACAAAUUUUUAGUCCAGGUUGCUGCCCCACUGUAGUGUCGUUGUUCCAAAGGACAAAGCCGGAGUUUCACCAGGAUCAGCCUGUUAAUAAGAGAGGAAGUAAGCGUUUUGGUUUGUGUCGGGAAUGAAAUUAUAAAAUCCUUCGAAGCCAGCAAAGGAUUAUGGGCUUUUUAGGAAACCUUCAUUCCUGGUUGAACGUUACCCACUUUUAACGUGGCAAUAUUUUAGUGGAUCGACUCCAAACGCAGGGCGCUACCACCACCAUUACAACCCAGAGAAUAAGGCUCCCUCAGAAAGAGAGAGAGGGAGAGCAAUGGGGGUUCCUUUGGCCAUGGAAACCCUAAGCCAGAGAGCGGCCUUCAUGAGGGAGUCUCUCCAGAAGAGCCAGACAUUUACGGACAACAUGGUUGCCAUUCUUGGCUCCUUCGACCAUCGUCUCUCUGCCCUAGAGACGGCCAUGCGUCCCACUCAGCUAAGGACACAUUCCAUUCGGAGAGCGCACGAGAACAUUGAUAAAACUUUGAAGGCGGCGGAGGUUAUAUUGUCUCAUUUCGAUCUUACCCGCCAGGCAGAGGCUAAAAUACUGAGAGGUCCACAUGAAGAUUUAGAAAGUUACCUAGAAGCUGUGGAUCAACUGAGAAGUAACGUUAAUUUCUUCAGUAACAACAAAAGCUUCAAAAGUAGUGAUGCAGUUCUUAACCAUGCAAAUAAUUUGCUUGCAAAGGCUAUUCUGAAAUUGGAAGAGGAGUUUAAGCAUCUCUUAACGUCUUACAGCAAACCUGUGGAACCUGAUCGUCUUUUUGAGGGCCUUCCCAACUCGAUGCGGCCAUCGUCAGGAUCGCCUGGUCACCAGGGUGAUGGCAUGAACCCUUCUUCCAAUAAUCAUCCUGAGCAACAAAAUAAAGGUGUAGAAAAUGCUGUUUAUACACCCCCAACACUCAUUCCGCCAAGGAUUCUUCCAUUGCUGCAUGACUUGGCUCAACAGUUGGUUCAAGCUGGUCACCGACAACAGCUAAUCAAAACUUACAGGGAUACUCGUGCUUCUGUUCUGGAACAAAGCCUUCGAAAGCUUGGGGUGGAAAGACUCAGUAAAGAUGAUGUACAGAAGAUGCAAUGGGAGGUUUUGGAGGCCAAAAUUGGGAAUUGGAUCCAUUACAUGCGGAUUGCUGUCAAAUUGCUAUUUGCUGGGGAACGAAAAGUGUCUGAUCAAAUAUUUCAAGGCAUUGAUUCUCUCAGGGAUAAUUGUUUUGCUGAAGCUACUGCAAACAGUGUAUCCAUUCUUCUUAGUUUUGGAGAGGCCAUUGCUAAAAGCAAGAGGUCACCGGAAAAGUUGUUUGUACUUCUAGACAUGUAUGAGAUAAUGCGAGAACUGCAGUCAGAGAUAGAGACAAUUUUUGAAGGUAAAGCUUGCACUGAAAUGCGAGAAUCUGCAUUGAGCUUGACAAAGAAGCUGGCCCAGACAGCACAGGAGACCUUUGGUGAUUUUGAAGAAGCAGUUGAAAAAGAUGCAACAAAAACUUCUGUUUUGGAUGGAACUGUUCAUCCUUUGACAAGCUAUGUAAUAAACUACGUGAAAUUUCUGUUUGAUUACCAAUCAACAUUGAAGCAGCUUUUUCAGGAGUUUGAUAGUGGAGUUGAUGCAAAUUCUCAGUUGGCAACUGUAACAAUGCGGAUAAUGCAAGCUCUUCAGACAAAUUUGGAUGGAAAAUCUAAGCAAUACAAAGAUCCUGCUUUGACUCAAUUGUUUCUUAUGAAUAACAUUCACUAUAUGGUCAGAUCUGUACGCAGGUCAGAAGCAAAGGAUUUAUUAGGAGAUGACUGGGUGCAAAGACACCGAAGGGUUGUCCAGCAGCAUGCAAAUCAAUACAAGAGGGUUGCCUGGGGAAAGGUUUUAUUGAAAAUCAAACUCAAGUAUCUGUCUUUACUGAAAUUUGAUAUUCUGCAAUGCGUAUCUGUCCAAGGUGUGGGACCAUCUGGUGGCGGUAGUAAUAGUGCAACUGGAAGUGAUAACAGUGGGAUUUCAAGAGCAAUGGUGAAGGACAGGUUCAAGACUUUUAAUAUACAGUUUGAGGAGCUUCAUCAGAGACAAUCCCAGUGGACAGUGCCUGACAGUGAGCUCAGGGAGUCUUUGAGGCUGGCAGUUGCAGAAGUCCUCUUGCCUGCAUAUAGAUCUUUCCUCAAACGUUUUGGGCCUAUGAUUGAGAAUGGGAAAAACCCACAGAAGUAUAUAAGAUUCUCGGCUGAGGAUCUUGAUCGGAUGCUGAGUGAAUUUUUUGAGGGGAAGAUCUUGAAUGAACAGAGGCGGUAGAGAUUGUAAAGUAGAAAAACCCCCUGCUCUAUACGUGGUUAGCAGUGUAUGUAUUUGCAUAGCUCGUGAUUCAUUUGCAUUGUGGAAUAAUAAGAAAAAAUAUCUUUUCAGGUGGCAUAUUUUCUUCGCUUUGCAUAAAUUGUUGUAUUUAACCUGCGGCUUCCAUUUCUUCUCUGAGUUGAAUGAUGAUAUCAAGUAUUGUAUGGUCGCCUUUUCUUCCUCAUAUAGAUCAAAAGCUGCAUGAAGAACCCUCUAAUUGAAAUUCUUAAACAGUUGAAGCA
Molecule: messenger RNA, 3040 nt
Organism: Nelumbo nucifera (sacred lotus)
Lineage: Eukaryota; Viridiplantae; Streptophyta; Magnoliopsida; Proteales; Nelumbonaceae
Product: exocyst complex component EXO70A1-like
Biological process (GO): exocytosis
Cellular component (GO): exocyst
Molecular function (GO): phosphatidylinositol-4,5-bisphosphate binding
Source: RefSeq, a predicted model, not a curated record